AUGAACUCCUUCUUCUGCGAAGACACGAAGGAGGAAGAACAGCUCCUCCAGAAAAUCAUCAAAGUUAAGGAAGAAACCUUGCCCAACGUCAUUCUGGAAAUUCUGACCAACAAAUGUUCGUCCACAAGGAGGCCGAAGGGGGAGCAAGAGAAGGUCAAAGUGGAACCCCACUUUUCAGGGCACUCCCACCUGAGGAAUAAAAACCAUGAUGGGUGGAGUGAUCAGACGCAUCUAUCAAAAAAGGAGGAAGAAAGUAACGUCCAACCUGCGGACGCCCAAAUUGUGAACGCCGAAAUUCUGAACUUAAAACUCAACACCAACGUUUUCCCCUUCCAUCUUAAAAAAGAUGGACACGUGAAUGCAGACACCUUUUUUAUACCGUACAAAAGUAACAACGAUGAGGAUGUCAUAACGGAGUAUACGUAUAGCUAUAGCUAUGACGAUGUGUACAGUCCGAAGAUCGAAAAGACAAACAAACUGUUUCAUGCGAAUAAGGGUCGGUUGUGUGAUGUUGCACGAGGGGGGGAAGAGGACGGGGUUAUUCCUCAGAAGAAGGUUAAAAUAAAACAGGAGAGCGAAGACGCACAGGAAGAUCGACUUCCUCCCGACGGAUUUGUCGAAUGGAACAUACAAAAAAGUGAGACAACGGAAGGCGAAACGGGGGAAGAGACUCCAGCAGAAGGGCCACCCUCUGUUACAAAUGCAAACCUCGCUUGUAAUGCAAACAACAUGGAAAAGUUUCUUGUCCACUUUAGGGGCAGACUGUUCAUCGGAUGUAAUCUCAUAUAUUCUCACUUCAAGUGUGACACCUUUCUAAGCACCAUACAAGGUAGAGAAGUGGACGAAGGGGAGGGCACUCCGGUCGGAGAAGACCAUCUCCACUUUGUUAAAAAAGAAAUACAAACAUACAACUUAAUUAAGAAUGCGACUUAUUGGAAACAGGAUGAAUAUCCGGAUGUUUCCGACCCCAAUAUACAGAAGUUUCUCUUCUUGACGGUCGUGCCGGCGCUGUGUGAUUAUGCGGAGGAGGGGGGGGAACAGGCCUCCGACGUUGUCUUCUAG
Messenger RNA from Plasmodium inui San Antonio 1, 1062 nucleotides. RefSeq lists its product as hypothetical. Gene Ontology annotation, biological process: RNA catabolic process. The record is from RefSeq and is a predicted model, not a curated record. The transcript has a single exon. The coding region runs from base 1 to 1062 and encodes 353 amino acids. Lineage: Eukaryota; Apicomplexa; Aconoidasida; Haemosporida; Plasmodiidae. Gene Ontology annotation, cellular component: ribonuclease H2 complex.